This is a messenger RNA of Funneliformis geosporum, 1056 nucleotides long. NCBI's taxonomy places the organism in Eukaryota, Fungi, Glomeromycota, Glomeromycetes, Glomerales, Glomeraceae. The record is from the annotation of a GenBank genome assembly.
AUGUCUACCGAAGUAUCAAACAAUGGUGUGAUUUUCACCAAAGCUAUUAACUUGGGAAUACCAGAAAUCGAUAAACACUUUAAAUACAUCAAACGAAAGAUUAAAAUUUCCCCAGAUGUAUUGGAAAAAGAUGAAAUUUUAGUCAGAAAUGUUUAUUUGUCCCUCGAUCCACAUUUGCGUAACCUUAUGAGAUCAGAUUAUAAUUUAGUUGAACCGUUUAUUGAAGGAAAUGUCAUGAAAGCUAGUGGUAUUGGCAUUGUGGUUUACAGCAAUAAUGAUCAAUGGAAAGAAGGAGAUGUAUUCUUGGGUUGGGAAGAGUAUAGCAAAAUUUCUCCUGAUGAAGCGAAAAAUGGUUUAUUUUUCAAAAAAUACCUUAAAGAAGCAAAAAAUGAUGGUAAUUCACUUAGUUAUUUUCUUGGAAUAUUGGGUAUGACAGGUUUUACCGCUUAUGUCGGUUUAUAUGUAUUUGCAAAGCCAAAAAAAGAUGAAACUAUCUUUAUCUCGGCUGCAGCAGGAGCUGUUGGCCAAGUCUUAGGACAAAUUUCAAAAAUUAAUGGAUUGAGAGUUAUUGGAUCAGCUGGUAGUGAUACUAAAGUCGAUUAUUUAUUAAAAGAAUUAAAAUUUGAUGACGCUUUUAAUUAUAAAAAAAUCAAUACUGAUCAAGCGUUAAAAGAAACUUGUCCUAACGGAAUUGAUAUUUAUUUUGAUAACGUUGGCGGGGAAACACUUGAUAUAGCUUUAACUCAUUUAAAUGUCAAAGCACGUGUAAUUUCAUGUGGAAUGAUUUCUCAAUAUAAUUCAACAACAAAAUAUGGUGUUAAAAAUCUCUCGGUACUUGUAAGUAAAAGAAUUACAAUAUAUGGAAUGUUGAUAUUCGAUCAUUAUGAAGAGCAUUAUGAUUCAUUCCAAAAAGAGAUGAUACCAUGGUUGAAAGAAGGUAAAUUGAAAUAUAAAGAACACGUAGUUAACGGUAUUGAAAACGCUCCACAAGCUUUCUUAAAUAUAUUUAAUGGUAAAAAUUUUGGUAAGGUUGUUAUAAAAAUUAAUGAUUUGUAA